AUGUCUCAUUUUUACCACUUGUUGGGUAAGGGCGUUCCGUUUGUCUGGUCGGAUGAUUGUCAGCAGGCGUAUGAUUUGAUUAAAAAGUUUGUAACUUCAGAUCGGGUUCUGGUCCAUUUCAACCCUGAAUUACCAAUAAUAUUAACAACGGAUGCUUCGAAUAGUGCAGUAGCAGGAAUUUUAUCUCACCAAUUUUCGAAUGGUCUCAAGCCCAUUGCUUUUGUUUCAAGAGCAUUAUCAAAAAGUGAGAAAAAUUAUAGUACACUUGAAAAAGAGGCGUUGGCGAUUGUGUUUUGUGUAACAAAACUCAAACAGUAUUUACUUGGAAAUACUUUUGUACUAAGAACGGACCAUCGUCCGUUACUUGCAAUUUUUGGUGCAAAUAAAGGUUUGCCUAUGAUGGCCUCAGCACGUAUGCAACGCUGGGCACUGAUUUUAUCCGGUUUUAAUUACACCGUUGAACAUGUUAAGGGAGUGCAAAAUGAAGCUGAUGCUAUUUCUAGAAUGCCCCAAAGAAAUUUUGAGAGCAAUAAUAUUGAAUAUUCCUAUAUAAAUUUCAUAGAAAAUGAGGAAAAUUUCAACUUAAAUUUCAAGACUGUAUCUCGUGAAACGAGACGUGACACUGUUUUGUCAAAAGUAGUAGAAUGUAUUGCAAGUGGAACCCUGCACAAUUUAAAAGAUGAUUUGUAUACGCCAUAUCGUGAAAAAGAUACACAACUUUCUGUCGAAAAUGAUUGCGUUCUAUGGGGAUACAGAAUCGUAAUUCCAGAGAAACUGAGAUCUGCAAUCUUAACAGAAUUACAUCGUUCCCAUUUGGGAAUUGUAAAAACAAAGGCUUUGGCUAGAUCGUAUAUAUGGUGGCCUGGUCUUGAUAAAGAUAUCGAAAAUUUAAUCAGGAAUUGUAUUCAUUGUCAAAAAUUGCAAUCCAGCCCGGAAAAGAGCAGCCUAAUUCCAUGGGUGCCUGAUGGUUCUGUGUGGAGCAGAAUACACAUUGAUUAUGCUGGCCCGAUUAAAAAUUUUCAUUUCUUCAUUAUCAUCGAUGCUUUUUCAAAAUUCGUCGAAGUAUUUAAAACCAAAGAUUUAACAACUGCUUUUACAAUUAGAAAGCUGAGAGAACUGUUCUCACGCUAUGGUUUGGUUGACACGCUCGUUAGUGACAACGGACCACAGUUCACAUCAUAUGAAUUCAAGAAUUUCUUGGCCUUAAAUGGUAUAAAACAUGUCUUGACUCCUCCGGGACAUCCGUCCACAAAUGGUCAAGCAGAAAAUUUUGUCAAAACUUUUAAAAAGUCUAUUUUAGCAAAUUUAGACCAAAACAAAGAUGCCAAUUUGGAUCAAAUAUUAUGUCGUUUCCUAAUGGAUUACAGAAACAUGAAACAUUGCACAACAACUGAAUCUCCAGCUAUGCUGUUCUUUGGCAGGAAACUGAAAACCAGAUUUAGUCUUCUAAAACCCCCAACAACAAAACAAAACAUACUUAAGUCUCAAGACAACAAGGUGAAACUGUGUGGAAAACGAAUUGCAAAAGCGCAUUGUCAUGAAAAGCACCAUUCCCUUCUGCAUGUAAAUCCCCGACUCCGUAAAGGAAUAUCCUCCUCUUCAGCAAAAAAGAGUAAGCAUAAAUUAGCUCGUCAAUCAUCCGUUGGAAAUCGACCAAAGCAGCCUACACCAUCUGAAACAACCACUACUAAGGAGGCCCACACCACGCCAACUGAUAGUUCGGCUUCCACAACAUAG
Molecule: messenger RNA, 1737 nt
Organism: Stomoxys calcitrans (stable fly)
Lineage: Eukaryota; Metazoa; Arthropoda; Insecta; Diptera; Muscidae
Exons: 2
Coding region: 1-1737 (578 amino acids)
Biological process (GO): DNA integration
Molecular function (GO): nucleic acid binding
Source: RefSeq, a predicted model, not a curated record